UCUAGAUCCGGCUGAUUCACACUCAUUAAAAAAAAAAGAAGAAAGGCAUGCGUGAAGCUCUAGAGCCCAUCUCUUUCUUUCUCCUCACAGAAAUCAGAGCAAGCUUAAGCUUCUCUCUUCUAAAGAAAAAUGGAAACCCUAGCCUCUACCACCACCGCAAGCCGCAAGGCCUCUACCACCACCGGAAGCCGCAAGGAGUGAGCCACUGCCACCGUCCGUCGCAGUCAGUGGCUUCUCUCCGUUUGUCUGUUCGUCGGUGUUCUCCAAAGAAAAACCCAUGUUCGUUCUCACAGUUUCACCAGUUGCAGAUGCGUUGCCUCUGUUCCACUUCUAUCGCGCUGCCUCUGUUCUACCAGGCUCUCCAACCGUCGUUUGUUCCAGUUUCGUCGCCUAUGUCUUCUAGUUCGAGUUCCUCAUUUGUGCUCCAUCUCUCCCUCAUUUGUGUUUGAGUUCCAGCCCUAGUGGAAGG
This is a messenger RNA of Arachis duranensis, 469 nucleotides long. RefSeq lists its product as uncharacterized. The record is from RefSeq and is a predicted model, not a curated record. The transcript is spliced from 2 exons. Lineage: Eukaryota; Viridiplantae; Streptophyta; Magnoliopsida; Fabales; Fabaceae. Bases 48 to 449 code for a protein of 133 amino acids.